Messenger RNA from Vespa velutina, 3595 nucleotides. RefSeq names its product paired box pox-meso protein-like. The transcript has 4 exons. Gene Ontology annotation, molecular function: DNA-binding transcription factor activity, RNA polymerase II-specific; RNA polymerase II cis-regulatory region sequence-specific DNA binding. Gene Ontology annotation, biological process: regulation of transcription by RNA polymerase II; anatomical structure development. The record is from RefSeq and is a predicted model, not a curated record. NCBI's taxonomy places the organism in Eukaryota, Metazoa, Arthropoda, Insecta, Hymenoptera, Vespidae. Bases 882 to 2474 code for a protein of 530 amino acids.
GCGUGUUUGGCCUGCCUUCACCACGACUAAGCGGCAAAAGGAGAGAGAGUCGAGAGAAGAUUUCUUAUUUCUGCUCUGGUAAAUCUGUCGGGGCAGUCAGUGUGAGGCUGUGAAGGCCGAACCGCGCAUCAUUGCUUCGCGGUUAAUUAUUUUCUAUUUGGUCUAUCUGUCUCUUUCUUUCUUUCUUUCUUUUUUCUUUCUCUCUUUCUCUCUUUCUCUCUUUUUUCUUUCUGUCUCUCUCUUUUUCUCUUUCUCUUCUCUCUUUUUCCCUCCCUUUCUUAUACACAUACCACACACAUAUAUAUAUACGUGCGCGCGUGUGCACACACACACAUUUCUUAGAAUUUCGCGAUCAUAUACACGCAGGUAUAAACAAAAAAUAUAAACAAUAGAGAGAAAGAAAUAUAAUUUUGAUAGACGUUGGUGUUCAGUGCGUGGCCCGGCAUUGCGCCAUUUCAAGUUGCGCCACGCGUUGCGCCACGCUUCCGCGCGCGCGAAAAUUCUGCGUAACGCGUCGACGCGCCGCCGGUCGCGUGUGCGUUUCCAUUCGCACGGUGUUUGGUGCAUAUGUGUGCUUUCACGCUUUUGCCGUUAACAAAUUUUAAUGCGGACGAAAGGUACAGAGAUUCGAAUCUCGUGACAAACUUUUUUAUCUGUCGAUAAAAAGAGAUACAAAGAUAGAAAGAGAGAACGUGAGAAAGAGAGAGAGAGAGAGAGAGAGAGAGAGAUCGUAGAUCGAUCGAUCGAUCUUAGAAUAUUUUAUGUAGCCGACGGACACAAACCUGGCCUUCUCUCUCGCGCGUAUCGAUGGAUCCGAUCGUCCUAGAAAGUAUGCCUGCUGUACUCAUUUCUCUGGCAACCUCUGACCUUGUGGGUCCCGGAUGCCCUGCCAACUCCUUAUCGCUGGCUUUCAGUCUUUUUUAAGCUCAUCGGUCGUCGUUGAACGAGAACGAAAUACGAGUAAAAGCGCUGGCGAGAUCGGCACUCAGCAGCAACAGCAGCAUCAGCAUCAACAUCAGCAUCAACAUCAUCAUCCGCAUCAGCAGCAACAACAACAACAGCAGCAACAACAGCAGCAGCAACAACAACAGCAACAACAAUACGGCGAGGUGAACCAAUUGGGUGGAGUGUUUGUGAACGGCAGACCACUACCAAACGCAGUACGUUUGAGAAUAGUCGAGUUAGCUCAAUUGGGCAUCAGACCCUGCGACAUUUCACGACAACUCCGAGUCAGCCAUGGAUGCGUCAGUAAAAUACUCGCACGUUACCAUGAAACCGGAAGUAUAUUGCCUGGUGCAAUCGGUGGAAGCAAGCCACGUGUCACUACACCUAAAGUCGUACAAUAUAUAAAGCAACUUAAACUUAAGGAUCCUGGUAUAUUCGCUUGGGAGAUAAGAGACCGUCUCCUGUCCGACGGUGUCUGCGACAAAUACAACGUGCCAUCAGUUUCGAGCAUAUCAAGGAUACUACGGAACAAAGUUGGAGCUACCACGACGAUGCAUCAUCAUCCGCAUCAUCCAGCUCAUCAUCAUCAUCAUCUUUAUGCAGCCGCAGCGGCUGCCGCUGGUGCAGCACUGUGUCCUGUUCCGUAUCCACCAGCACCAUAUCAUGCGACGCCUUCGCCGACCCAUCAUCAUCAUCAUCACCAUCAAGUUGGAACGUCAACGGCGAUCAAGCUGUCCACGUCAUCGUCAGCAUCCUUGAUAUACACCAGUGGUGAGAUCCAAGCGAUAGCAGCAACGACCGCAACACUGACGGCACUAUCAACAACAGUAACAGCAGUGACAACAACUACUACGACGACGACGACAGCAACAAUGGCGGUCGCGGCAGCUGCAGCAACAACAGCUGGUAUUCUUCAGUGGCCGAGUCCUCACACUGUCCAGGAUAUUUUAUCGAUUGGCGUAACUGCGAAUGGCAUACCAAGUACCACUUACUCCUUGCCUGAUUCACCUGCUUGCACAAACAUUCUUCUCAACAACAACAAUAACAAUCACAUUACCAACAACAAUGUUAGUUACCACGAUCUUUCCCAUCGUCACCAUCAUCAUCAUCAUCAACAGCAACAGCAACAGCAACAGCAACAUAGUCAAUUGCAUCAUCGGCAGAAUAACGACGGUACCACAGGGAGCAAUAACAGCAACAAUAAUAAUAGUAAUAAUAACGACGACAGCAAUAACGGCAGUAGUAAUGCCAGUUGCGAUAGCGUCGGUAAUAAUAAUAGAGAAACGACACCGAGUGGGUACCAAAGUCUCCCUUAUCAAGCUCAUCAUCAUCAUCAUCAUUAUCAUCAUCAUCAUCAACAACAGCAGUAUUAUGCUUCCACGCUCUAUCACCAUCAUCACCAUCAUCAUCAUCAUCCAGAUAGCGUGAGACCGCUCGCGGCCGGCUCGCCUGUUCUCUCGCCGGUUCUUUCGGUCCAACCGAUAAUGAUGCAACUAUCGAGUAGUCAACCUGCCAGUCCGUGUAAUUAAUGGUCAAUAGACACUUUCUCGAUAUGUGUUCAUCAUUGAUCGUUCGUUCGAUCGUUAUUCAACUAAAUGCGAUAAUGAGCUGUGUGAAUUGAAAAAGACUUCAUAAAAGAAAACAGUGCCUUUCGUAGAUUCGAUUCGAUGACACGUAAUCGAACAAACUGACAAAUCCAAUUUGAAAGUUGGUAGUUUAAUUGCCAAUAUCCUAAAUACCAAAGACUAUCAUCUAAGCAUCUCUUUCUUUCAUUCUCUAUUUUCUACGCGUUUCGCGUUCUAACUUUCUAUGAAAAUUUAUCAAUCAAAUGAUUAUUAAGUAGAUAAAUACGUGUUUGCGUACAUGAACGAAGUGAUAUUUCAGUGAAGUGCACUAAAUAUUUACACGUAAGUAUGCGAAGAAAACUAUGAUAAUCAUAUCUAUCGCAGAUCAAUUUUUUUUAUUAUUCCAAAUGGUAGCUACGAUGACAAUGAAGAUUUUUGAAAAAAAUAUUAUACGUGAUUUGGUUUAAAUAUCGGUCAAUUAUUUGCCAUUACAAAUGGAGAAUCUUUUUUUUCCUCAUGGAUUAUUUAAAAAAAAAAAAGAACAUAACGUCAUACCAUUUUUAUUGUAUUCUAUCAUUGGUAGCCGUUGACAAAAUUUCUACUAAAUUCAGCGGCCGGUACGUUGUGUGAUUGCUCGUUAUACAAAAUCUUUAAUAUUUGUUUUUAACAAACAUUAACAGAUAAUUGUCGUGCAUAUGAGAUUCUAUUUAUAUACAUAUUAUAAAUAUGUAUACUUAUUGAAAAGGUAAGAAAAGAAAUUGAUUUUUUUUUUCUAUUUUCAGUAAAGAGAACUUAACGUGCCUUUAUAUCAUAAUUACAUAUAAUUACACGUUUCUUCUCGUUUAAUUUAAAAACGUUUCUACACAUAAAACAACGAUCUUUAAGAAAGUAUUAAUUCGUAUCUUCUACGACUAAUCAUAUCACGUCGUGCGUACUUAUACACACGUAUUACCAGUAUUCAAAAUGUUUGAGUUGACGAUUAAUACCAAAAAUCAGUACGCGAUAUAACGUGUUAUUUUAAUAAAUAUAUAAUGUUUAACUAUUACAAAGAGCUUCGUAUCUCUUUUGUUCGAUUUAAAUAUAUA